CACGUCUGUGUCCACCCCCAUAGAACCUCCCUCUAGAUGACAUUUGUCAAUCGACUGGUGACAGACCGUGUACUCUGGACAUACGCAGGUUCUCAGCUGAGGGUAUCUUCCCUUGUUUAUGUAUGUGUGACCCUGUCAGACUGCUGAACAAGCGGUCAAGGCAAAGUGAGUCUACACAACUAAGCAAGCAAGGAAAGUAAACACACCACAGACACGCGCACACACACACACACACAUAUUAACAGGCACAUUAUUCACAUACACACAUACAAAUACACACAUCUACACAGACGUCGGGUCCAUCCAGACGCCCUCCAUCAGCGAUGAUGACAUCUCCACUGCUUCGCCCAUCAUUGCAUCACUUCCUGUCGCUGAGGCUGUUGGGUACUGCGGGUACCGCGGCCCCAAGGACAGGGGAGCGGUUGGCAGUGGCACCGUCACAGGGGUUUGCAGCGGACGCCCUCCACGCUGCGUUGACCUUUGAGGACCCCAGCGCCUUCAGGGUAAAGAGCUUUGGAGAGCUUCUCCGAGCAUUAGGGGUGUUCCAACUCUGCUCUGUCCCAGUGCUGGUCAACAACUGUGGGAAGCUCAUGUCUGUAGCGCGGACUCUGCUCGGGAAAAGGGGGUUUGCCCUGCUCAUGCGGCCCUCUGUAUAUGCUCAGUUUGUGGCCGGGGAGAGUGAGGGCGAGAUCACCCAUUCCAUGGAGAAGAUGAGCACCCUGGGACUCCGCCCCAUGCUGGCUGUGCCCAUUGAAGAGGACCUGGGAGAGAGCACUGGGGAGCGACGGUACAACGACAACCUGGCGUCCAUGUUGGAAUGUGUCGACAUGUCCCAUAGCAAUGCAUGGAGCAAAGAUCCCAUGAUGCAGCUGAAGAUCACUGCCUUGCUCAGUCCAGAGCUGUGUGUGAAGCUAACAACCCUGCUCUCAGAACAACAGUAUGACCUAGACCUCCUAGUCAGAGCCAUGGACGGAGAGCCAAUCAGCUUCCCCGGUUUACAGGAGAGCGAGAACACACAUUUCCUGUGCGGCCUUCAGAGGCUCAACAAAGUGGGCGAGACCAGUGCCAACAAAGUACGAGUUCUGGUCGACGCAGAGUAUACAUACAUGAACCCCGCCCUCUCGCUCGUCACCAUGGCCAUGAUGAAGAAGUUCAACCAAGAUGGCGCCUGGAUCUGGAACACCUACCAGUGUUACCUUAAGGAAUCGCGGUCUCUCCUGCUCGAGGACGUCCGCCUGUCCAUCAGCGAGUCCUUCUGUCUGGGUGUGAAGCUUGUGAGAGGGGCGUACAUGGACAAAGAAAGGAAACUGGCCAAUAGUGAGGGGUGGUCAGAACCUGUUCACGAAUCCUGGGAGCACACCAAUGACAGUUAUAACGGAUCGUUGGACGUCCUGCUGGAACUCAUCUCCCGGGACCCUCAGCGCUACCGGAUCAUAGUCGCCACGCACAACGAGGUGUCCGUCAGGCGUGCAGUUCAACGGAUGGGAGAGCUGGGAAUAGACAAAGAUGGUGGAUCUGUGUGUUUUGGUCAACUGUUGGGGAUGUGUGACCAUGUGUCUCUCACUCUCGCCCAGCAGGGUUACUUAGUGUACAAGUCGGUGCCAUAUGGCUCGGUGGACAGCACCCUGCCCUACCUGGUGCGCCGUGCCCAGGAGAACCGUACCGUGCUGCAGGGAAUCCGCAAGGAGAGAGACCUCCUGAGACUGGAGCUCCACAGGAGGCUGCGGCAGGGGCUCAGACAGGGAAGCUAGGGGUAGGGAGGAUGGGGAAGCGGGGAUGGUGUGGGCUAAAUUUGCAUUAAAGACAGUCAAUUCAGGAAGUAAACUGAAACUCUUAUUCAAUCAUUUUAAAAAGGCCAUCUACUUUUACUUAUUUCUCAAUAAAGGAUAAGCAAAUUAUGUCAAAAGUU
Salvelinus namaycush (lake trout) is the source of this 1909-nucleotide messenger RNA. It is a transcript of the gene prodh2, whose product is annotated as proline dehydrogenase 2. The record is from RefSeq and is a predicted model, not a curated record. Gene Ontology annotation, molecular function: FAD binding; proline dehydrogenase activity. The transcript has 11 exons. The coding region runs from base 324 to 1751 and encodes 475 amino acids. Lineage: Eukaryota; Metazoa; Chordata; Actinopteri; Salmoniformes; Salmonidae. Gene Ontology annotation, cellular component: mitochondrion.